Molecule: messenger RNA, 3096 nt
Organism: Arabidopsis arenosa
Lineage: Eukaryota; Viridiplantae; Streptophyta; Magnoliopsida; Brassicales; Brassicaceae
Source: the annotation of a GenBank genome assembly
UCGUGAUAGAACUGAUGAACAGGCAAUCUUGGCUUUGAAGAAAGGUGCUCAGCUUCUGAAAUGUCGAAGAAGAGGAAACCCAAAGUUUUGUCCUUUCAAACUCUCAAUGGAUGAGAAGUACUUGAUUUGGUACUCAGGAGAAGAAGAGAGACAAUUGAGAUUGAGUUCGGUUAUAACGAUUGUUCGAGGACAAAUCACGCCAAACUUUCAGAAACAAGCGCAAUCGGAUCGAAAGGAACAGUCUUUUUCACUCAUUUAUGCAAAUGGAGAACAUACUCUUGAUCUUAUAUGCAAGGAUAAAACACAAGCAGACUCAUGGUUUAAAGGUCUUAGAGCUGUGAUAACAAAGCACCAUAACAUUAGGAACUCUGCGAAUCUUCGGACUAGUAGAGGAGCUCAAAGUUGCAUCAAUAGUCCUGCGGGUUUUAUGCGCAGGAAACAGAAUCUUGGACUUCUUGAAGAGACUCCUGACUUCACUCAGAUACGAAGUUUAUGUGGAAGUCCAUCGACGUUACUUGAAGAGCGGUGUUUGUCGAACGGGUUGUCAUGUUCUUCAGACAGUUUUGCUGAAUCUGAUGCUUUGGGUCCAGUUUCUUCUUACUAUGAAACAGAUUAUGAUUUCAGGAACUCGGAUUGUGACCGUACAGGUUCAGAACUUUGCAGGUUUUCAUCACAAAGAUUUGCUGCUUCUCCUCCUCCUUCUAUCAUUACUCAGCCGAUUACAAGAUCCAAUGUCCUCAAGGAUAUAAUGAUAUGGGGAGCUAUAACGGGUCUUAUCGAUGGAUCAAAGAAUCAGAACGAUGCGUUAUCUCCUAAGCUUUUAGAAUCUGCCACAAUGUUUGAUGUACAGAGUAUAUCUUUAGGUGCAAAACACGCCGCGCUGGUUACUAGACAAGGUGAAGUGUUUUGUUGGGGAAAUGGAAACAGUGGUAAGCUUGGACUUAAAGUUAACAUCGACAUCGACCAUCCGAAACGCGUUGAAUCACUGGAGGAUGUUGCGGUUCGAUCAGUGGCUUGUAGUGAUCAUCAAACAUGUGCUGUCACGGAAUCCGGAGAGCUGUAUUUAUGGGGAAUCGACGGUGGAACCAUUGAACAAUCAGGAAGCCAAUUCUUGACUCGAAAAAUAUCCGAUGUUCUUGGCGGAUCUCUGAGUGUUUUUAGUGUUGCUUGUGGCGCGUGGCAUACGGCAAUUGUGACUAGUUCUGGUCAGCUUUUCACAUAUGGUAGUGGAACGUUUGGAGUUCUUGGACAUGGGAGCCUUGAGAGUGUUACAAAGCCGAAAGAAGUGGAGUCUUUGAGACGAAUGAAGGUAAUAUCCGUCUCUUGUGGACCGUGGCACACAGCUGCUAUAGUGGAAACCGCGAUCGACCGGAAAUUUUACAAUGCCAAGAGUUGCGGAAAGCUGUUUACUUGGGGAGAUGGCGAUAAAGGACGGUUAGGACAUGCGGAUAGCAAGAGAAAGCUCGUGCCAACAUGUGUUACCGAGCUCAUUGAUCAUGAUUUCAUAAAAGUCUCUUGUGGAUGGACUUUAACUGUUGCACUCAGCGUUUCAGGAACGGUUUAUACAAUGGGAAGCUCGAUCCACGGGCAGUUGGGAUGUCCGCGGGCAAAGGAUAAGUCGAUAAAUGUUGUGUUAGGCAAUCUAACACGACAAUUUGUCAAGGAUAUUGCUUCGGGUUCACAUCACGUAGCCGUGCUAACUUCAUUUGGAAAUGUUUAUACUUGGGGAAAAGGCACGAAUGGACAACUCGGAUUAGGCGAUGUUAGAGAUAGAAACUCGCCGGUUCUCGUUGAGCCUUUAGGUGAUAGGUUGGUAGAAAGUAUAGCUUGCGGGUUGAAUUUGACGGCUGCGAUCUGUUUGCACAAAGAGAUCUCUUUGACUGAUCAAACCGCUUGCAGUUCUUGCAAAUCAGCUUUUGGAUUCACUAGGAAAAAGCAUAACUGUUACAACUGUGGUCUCUUGUUCUGCAAUGCAUGUAGCAGCAAGAAAGCGGUAAAUGCUUCGUUAGCGCCAAACAAAAGCAAGCUUUCUCGGGUUUGCGAUUCUUGCUUUGAUCAUCUAUGGAGUAUAACCGAGUUUUCAAGAAAUGUUAAGACAGAGAAUCACACUCCGAGGAUGCAGCUGGCUACAAGAAGGGUAUCUGAGGAUUGGAAGGAAAGCGAAGCAGAGAAUCAGAUUCAGAAUCUUCCACAAGCUAAUCGAUCUUCGGAUGGACAGCCUCGAUGGGGACAAGUCUCUGUUCCUUCUCUGUUUCAUUUCGAUAAAUUUUCGGCAAGUUCUCCUAUUAAUCUAUCAGUCUCGGCGAGGCGACCAUCUUCUACGAAGAUUUCAACCUCGUCUGAGUCGAAUAAGAUCUUAAUCGAAGAAAUUGAAAGACUAAAAGCCGAGAUAAGAAAUCUCCAGAAGCAGUGUGAACUUGGCAAUGAGAAGAUGGAAGAAUGCCAACAAGAACUCGACAAGACAUGGGAAGUAGCUAAAGAAGAAGCCGAGAAGUCGAAAGCUGCUAAAGAGAUAAUAAAAGCCUUGGCAUCAAAGCUUCAAACGAAUAAGGAGAAACCGAGUAAUCCUCUUAAGACCGGCGUUGCGUGCAAUCCUUCUCAAGUCUCACCAAUCUUUGAUGAUUCAAUGUCCAUUCCAUAUCUCACACCAAUCACCACAGCUCGUUCCCACCCCGAAAACAAACAAAUUGUAGAGAAAUGUGUCACGAAAUCCUCGAACCGUGACAGCAACAUUAAGCUAUUAGUAGAUGCAUCGCCUGCCAUCACAAGAACAGGGUAUCUCCAAAACGAAACACAAGACUCAACAGCAGAACAAGUUGAGCAAUACGAGCCCGGUGUAUAUAUAACUUUCACGGCCUUGCCUUGCGGUCAGAAGACGCUUAAACGCGUACGGUUUAGUCGAAAGAGGUUUUCAGAGAAGGAAGCACAAAGAUGGUGGGAAGAGAAACAGGUUUUGGUCUAUAACAAGUAUGAUGCUGAAGCAUGAAACUAACUUUGAGUGUAAUUCUUGAAUGUAUUUUAAUUCAUUUUGAUGCUUGUUAGUGAUUAUAUCUAAUGCAGAAAAUUUUCUUUAUUUAAGAAAAUAUGGAAAAAAAU